Molecule: messenger RNA, 2910 nt
Organism: Heteronotia binoei (common prickly gecko)
Lineage: Eukaryota; Metazoa; Chordata; Lepidosauria; Squamata; Gekkonidae
Gene: PCBP2
Product: poly(rC) binding protein 2
Exons: 15
Coding region: 339-1715 (458 amino acids)
Biological process (GO): positive regulation of transcription by RNA polymerase II
Cellular component (GO): nucleus; cytoplasm; nucleoplasm
Molecular function (GO): single-stranded DNA binding; mRNA binding
Source: RefSeq, a predicted model, not a curated record
CCCCCUCCCAGACCCGCCGAGGCCGCCGCCGCAAGAGCAGCUGUCGCAGCCCCUUCCCGCUGCCCUUGCCCUCCUCCCGCCGCCGCCAUCCCGCCCGCCCGCCCCGGCUCUCUCCUCUUCCCCUCCCCCCGUCCCGCUCCCUCCGCCCGCCCCGGAGACCCGCGCACCGCCCGCCCUCCCUCCUCCCGCUCCCCCCGUCCCAUCCCCUUCCCCCCUGCCCGAGAGAGUGAGCGAACGCGCGCGCGGCCGGGCCCAGCCACCCCCGCCAGUUCGGUUUCCCCCCAGUGACCAAAGAUUUGACCACUGACUAAGCCUGACUUAACUGAACACAGCUCAAGAUGGAUACCGGUGUUAUCGAAGGAGGUUUAAAUGUCACACUUACCAUUCGCCUACUUAUGCAUGGGAAGGAGGUUGGAAGCAUUAUUGGGAAGAAAGGAGAAUCUGUAAAGAAGAUGCGUGAAGAGAGUGGUGCUCGCAUUAACAUCUCAGAAGGGAACUGCCCAGAACGGAUUAUCACUCUUGCUGGACCCACCAAUGCCAUCUUCAAAGCAUUUGCUAUGAUCAUUGACAAACUGGAAGAGGAUAUCAGCAGCUCAAUGACUAACAGCACGGCCUCUAGCAGGCCACCCGUUACCCUGAGACUUGUGGUCCCUGCCAGUCAAUGUGGUUCUCUCAUUGGCAAAGGAGGCUGUAAGAUCAAGGAGAUCAGAGAGAGCACAGGAGCACAGGUCCAGGUGGCAGGAGACAUGUUGCCCAACUCUACUGAGAGAGCAAUUACCAUUGCUGGGAUUCCACAGUCCAUCAUUGAAUGCGUCAAACAGAUCUGUGUGGUCAUGCUGGAGUCUCCCCCUAAAGGUGUCACCAUCCCCUACCGGCCCAAGCCAUCCAGUUCUCCUGUCAUCUUUGCAGGCGGUCAGGACAGGUACAGCAGCGGCAGUGCAAGCUACCCCCACACCGCCCCAUCAAUGUGCCUCAACUCUGACCUGGAGGGACCACCUCAAGAGGCCUAUACCAUUCAAGGACAGUAUGCCAUUCCACAGCCAGAUCUGACCAAGCUGCACCAGUUGGCAAUGCAACAGUCACACUUUCCAAUGUCUCAUGGCAACACUGGAUUCAGUGGCGUUGAAUCCAGCUCUCCAGAUGGGAAAAGCUAUUGGGCAGGUUUGGAUGCAUCAGCUCAGACUACGUCUCAUGAACUCACCAUUCCAAAUGAUCUGAUUGGCUGUAUCAUUGGGCGUCAGGGCGCCAAGAUCAAUGAGAUUCGCCAGAUGUCUGGGGCGCAGAUCAAAAUUGCCAAUCCAGUGGAAGGCUCUACUGACCGGCAGGUUACCAUAACUGGAUCUGCAGCCAGCAUUAGCCUGGCUCAAUAUCUAAUUAAUGUCAGUUUAGAAAGCGCUAAACCCUCCUCCCAGGCAGCCUCCGUCACGAUCCCCGACCACCUCAGCAUCAACCUCUCUCAACCCUCCACCCCUUCUUCUUCUUCCUCCUCCACCACCACCCCCUCGCUUGCGACAGCAGGGGUCUCCGACGCACCCUCCAGCCUCCCCAACCCUCUUCCGACCGCCCCCUGUGUCUCCAGUCUGCUUGGCAUGAAACCCGUCCCUCUCCUGGCUCUAAAUGUUGUGUCUGCUGCUAAGGGUGCCUCCACCACCUCAGCUGUGCCAUGUGUUACUAACAAACUGAAAACGGAAAAACAGAGAUUCUCUCCCUACUGAGUGUCUGCUUGUGGCCUUAGAGGAACAGCAGAUUGUUGGCAGCAAUGGGGAUCCCGUAGAGGAGACUUGGAAGAGAUUUUUUUUUUUUAACUUCGAAACAAAAAGUGAGCUUGUGAUUCCUUUAGGAUGGAGUUUUCUUUUCGAUGGCGACCUCUGCUAGGUCAAAGACAAUUUGAGCCAAGUGUAUUAACCAGUUUUGGAGUCCAGUAGUGAUCUUGAUUAUGUAGCUUGUAGCUGUUGCUUUUUAGUAGCUUUGUUUGCAUUGUUACAUGGGAUAGGGGAGGGUGGGGAAUGCUAGGGUCUGUUAACAAAAUAUUCACUUGCAAUUUCUUGGUUGAAGCUGUGCAAAAAGAGGCUACUUUGGCCAAAUCUGUUUCAAUGUCUGUCCUUGUAAUAAAGCUAUCAUGAUGAGAAAGUGCACAGAUGUGCCUGAUUUGGGACCGAUUGAUGACCACAUGCUGACUGAAUUGUCACACAGCACCCCCAGGCUAAAGUUUCCCCCAAUUAUUUUUUUCAAAGAAACUGUGUCCUGGAAUAUAAUUAAGUAUAUUCGCUUAACCCUCUUAAUGGUGUUCCUGAUACACAGUUCUGAAUAUGUGAACCACUGCAGCACAUUCUUUUUUUUUUAAGGCUUUGCAUUUUGAAAUAUUCUAAAAGGGUGUCUUCUAGUACAAGAGUCAAAAGCCUUGAUUGUACACACACUGCUGAUUGUCCUUGCGAGUGUUAACCCCAUUUAUCUUAAUAUAAUUCACCUGCUUUGCUGAUAGGGGCUUGAUGUAUUUUUUGUACAUGCAACCUUCUCUUUGGGACUGGCAGAUCUUUGAAAAGCCUUUCUUCAUGCACGGAUCUGCAUGAGUCAUUCAAGGGGGUGCACAUGGCAUAUUUCUCACACAUUGCAGUGAGAAGCUCUCCCAAUGCAUUGGCUGCUUUCUGUUCUGUAAGACAGAAAACCCAGAGUUCAGAUAGUGCAGGAAGUUUAGUAUCUUAGAGUUGAAGUUCAAAAGCUUCUGCCUAUCUGGAGGCAGUAUUGGCCUCUAGUCAUAACAGAUGCUUCUUGAAGCAUAUAAUUUGUUCUGAGAGACAAGUGUGAUCUAUGGGGGCUGGACAAUUGGCUUUGCUUGUCCCAGUCAUUCUGCUUGCUUUUUCAAGCCAGCCACCUGCCUCUCUAUCCUCUGUUAAGGGCUCAUUUGAAGAU